AAGGAGCAAGGAAGUUCACUUUUGUGAACUCCCUACUCCUCACACUCCUCACAAUCGAACUCACCCAGCCUGUUAUUAAUUUACAAAAUAUAUCCUGGUUGCAUUUGGGCAUCGAUGUCAUAGAAAUGGAUAGUUUUUGGUGCAGAAUUCACAGGAUCUUUUGUGAGGAUUACAGGAAGACUGUUGGUUUCUGUUGCUAUGGAGCUGCUGUGACAAACCGCUUGGAUGCAUUCAGUGCCAUUCUAGAACCUUAAUUGUGGAUGCUGCUGGAAGAGGAAGAGUGGUGUUCUUAGUCCUUUGGAGUGCUGCCAAGUCAUGGAGGCUUUGGCUCAGGUCCUUUCAUGUCCAGUCUGUUUGGAGCUGUUCACUCCCCCAGUGCUGGUCCUAUCCUGUGCUCACAAUUUCUGCAAGAAAUGCCUGGAAAAGAUUCUUAUUCGCCAGAAUUGUAGUCAUGUCAAUGGACAGUUCUGCUGCCCUAUGUGCAGAAAAAUUAUACACUUGAGGGGAAGAGGAAUCACUGGAUUGCCAAGGAAUAUUCUGGUGGAGAGUAUCCUGGAAAAAUUUAAGCAUGAACUUGAAAGCCUGCAAGCCAAAGAACAAAACCAAUUGUCUCAAAUAUGUCAAGAGCAUGGGGAAAGUAUGAAUUUGGUGUGUUUGACUGAUGAUAAACCAAUUUGUGCCAUCUGCAAACUCUUUGGAGACCAUGAACCCCACAAUAUAGCAAAAAUAUCUGAGGUUUAUGCAGAGAGGAAAAAACGAUUCAUCAAAGAUUUAGACUGGGUGUUCCAGCAAUCUGAACGUGCUGAACAAGCUAGGAAGGAAAUAGAAAAGAUUAUCAAUGAACUUACAUAUACCAUUGCUGAUGUCAAGGUUAUGAUUGAUGCCGUUGGGGCUAGCUUACUGAAAGGGAUCAGAUGGAGAAUGACUGAACUAAAAACAAAAUUAGGCAAAGAAUAUUCUACAAAAGUAGAAAAGCUGCAACUAGCAGCAAAUGACUUUCAAAUUCCCAGACACCUCUAUCACCAAAUGAAAACUCUUUUGGAACAGCAUUCAAAUCCAGUGCACUUCCUUCAAGAGGACAAAAUGCUCAGAAGUAAGAUAGAUAAACUUAUAGAAGGAAAUUCCUUACAGCAAGACACAAAAGAAUAUCAAAUUUCAGUUGGGCAAUAUUUUAAAGACUUGAUAAGAGGCAUCCAUAUAACCAAUUAUAUCUCCUCUAAUUCAGAUGAAAUACUUGCAAAUUUCAAUGAACUGUCUGAAGUGUUCAGUCCAGAAUGUCCUGCAUUUUCUUUUUCUGGUGAAGUUCCUAAUGAAUCUUUCUGCCAAAAAGUACUGGACUUUUUCCAGAAAUCAAAUGAAAUGAAGCAAAUUCACACUCAAAAAGUAUCUUAUCGUCAUGACAACAAUGUAUCAAGUGAGAUGAACACCUUUCUUGAAACAGAACCAUUACCAAGACAAUCCUCAGUGUAAUUAAAGUUUGAGAAACUACAAUUUGCAAGUACAAUGUUUUGUUUUUUAAGGAAAUGUCCUCAUUACAGGUUUUCAUUGCUAACUAUCAAAUAAAAUAUUUAUAAAUGAAA
Messenger RNA from Hemicordylus capensis (graceful crag lizard), 1580 nucleotides. Its product is annotated as tripartite motif-containing protein 54-like. Gene Ontology annotation, molecular function: ubiquitin-protein transferase activity; zinc ion binding. Gene Ontology annotation, cellular component: nucleoplasm; chromatin. The transcript has 4 exons. Bases 316 to 1470 code for a protein of 384 amino acids. Lineage: Eukaryota; Metazoa; Chordata; Lepidosauria; Squamata; Cordylidae. The record is from RefSeq and is a predicted model, not a curated record. Gene Ontology annotation, biological process: positive regulation of DNA-templated transcription.